AUGACGGUGGAAGCAGGUGGCGAGGCUAGCCUUGCCAGAGAGCACAGGGCAGAGGUUACGUUUCUGGUAACAAUAAGUAUUACAGUUACUCUGUUUUUGUUAGGUAAUGAAAAACACAGUAUUCAGGUUGCUUCUCAACAAGAAGAUGGUGAGCCUACACUACAAGACAUGGCUGUGCUUAUUGAACAAGUCACUGGAGUGCCAGUUCCUUUUCAGAAGCUGAUAUACAAAGGAAAGUCUCUGAAAGAAUUGGAACAACCAUUGUCAGCACUUGGUGUUAAAAAUGGUUGCAAAGUCAUGUUGAUUGGGAAAAGGAAUAGUCCAGAAGAAGAGGCUGAAUUAAAGAAGUUAAAAGAUUUGGAGAAGUCAGUGGAGCAAAUAGCUAAUAAGUUAGAGGAAGUUAAUAAAGAGUUCACAAGUAUCCAGAAGGGAUUUUUAGCAAAGGAUCUCCAAGCAGAAGCACUAAAACAGCUGGACAAGAGGGUAAAAGGGACUGCAGAGCAGUUCAUGAAGACCCUGGAACAGAUUGAUGCCAUUAAUCUGCCAGAGAAUUUCAGUGAUUGCAAACUGAAAAAGAAGGGGUUGGUGAAAAGAGUUCAGGUUUUUCUUGCCCAGUGUGAUACCAUUGAAGGAAAUAUUGGUCAAGAAAUGGACAAGCUACAGUCAAAGAAUUUGGCACUGGCAGAAUGAGGCAUUGCCCUAUAAUUAGGAAACUUAAUUGCUCUAUGAGCAAGAAGAAAAGUUUGCUCUUUGUUUUGGAGCACGUAUUCAGCUUUUUUUUUUUUUUAAAGCCCAGUCUGUUAGACUGGUACUAGUCAAUCAUUUCUUGCUGGUUGUCCUGUUUGCCGCUUGGUUAGACCUAUUAUUUUGAAGAGAAAAUCCUUCCUGAAGAAUGGCAGAAAUAAUCUUUGUGAUGAAUUGCUAUGUAUCUUAUGGACAAAUGUUUAGUUAACUAAGUUAUAAAGUUUGCAGUGAUGGGCAAUUUUGUCCAAUAUGUCUUUGAAUUUAUUUACAGCUCAAAUCAAAGAAGGUCUAUAAUUGUACAAGUGCCAUAAGUUGCAAUUGUAGGACUUCAGCUUGAUUGAAAAAGGCAAACUGAGACGACAUCUGGGAAAGUUGAACAUUCUAAUAGACAGUUCAGAGCAAUAAAAAAAAACAAACCCUACGCAUUUGUAUCUACUUAAUGUUUGUAUGCAUUUAUAAAUAUAAGAAAGCUUGACUAUAAGGGAGUGGUACCUAUUUUAGCCUUAAAUUGUCAUAAUAAAUGGAAUGUACUGUAACAUGUAUGGUACUUAAUUUUGGGUGGUGCUUUAAGUUGUUACUGAGCUCCUUGAUACAGAUGUAUGUUUUUUACAUAGAUUUCUGAUGUAGUUUUUAUAGAUUAUUCUUAUUUUUAUUGUUUGUGUACCAUCUUGAGUUAUGGUGGGAAAUGAAAUGCGAUUACUCAUGCUGCUCAUAUACCAAGGGUUCAGUUCAAGCAAGGUAUAACUAAGGAACUAUUUGUAAGGGUUUUUUUAAACUUUUUUUCGAUUUCACCGAACUCAUGAUGCUAUAUUUAAUGGAAAAUUGCAGUGAUUAUUUCUAGUCUGUUAAGGUUAUCCGUGAAUUUUUAUAACAUGUUACAAAGUGAUAGAACUUUAUUUUAGCAAUGCUGUGUGUCUGAGGGUUAUGACUGAUUCUUAGUCAGAUACGUGCCAUGCUUAGCCUUUUCUGGUGAAAAAUAAGCUUCUGCAGGAAAUAGUAACUGUCAGCAGGUACAGCUAACUUUGGUUUUUGGUCAGAGCCUGUAGCUAAUGUACCUGUAGCGGGAGUUACUUUUUCACUGAUACUUUCUCGACUUGCGGUCGGUAGGUCAGUCAUAAAUGCAGUGGCUGGCAAAGUAGUAACUGAUAAGGAGCUUGUUUCAGUGUGUGUGUGUGUGUGUGUGUGUGUGUGUGUGUGUGAAGCUCUUUCAUCUCAAAUGAGUCAGACUGAGGAUGUUUAGAAAUGGCCCUUAGGUAGUGAGCCUUUAUCCUUACAUGUCUGUUUUAAGAUUAGCUGUUCUUUCAAGAUGAAAAUAGGAAAUGUGUGUAAAAAGGUGUUAACUUCUAAUAAGUUAUAAACCUUAAAUAAUACCUAAAGUAUUAUUAUUAUUAAAGUAUUAUCUUUGAUGUUUGUAAUUGGAGGAGCAUUUCUUCAGUUAAAAAUACUAUUGGACAAAUGAAGUGAUAACCUUGCGUUAGAAAGGGUCACUUUUCUUCUAAAAAUGCCUUUUGACCAUACCAUACCAAGAUUGGACUUGCCAUGUUUUUUACUGUUAAACAGUUUCUUCAAGGUUGUAUUUUUUCCAUAUGUAACUCUUCUCAGCAUCUGUGGAGGAUUUUAAGGUCUAAACUCCUAGGAAGCUUGCCUAUCAUGUUAGGAAAUGGUAUGUUUGGUAGGACUGUGGAUAUUUUUUUCCUAGGCUACUGGUCUGGUCAUGCUGCAUUUUCUCAGCACUUUAAGGUUAGGAGUAAGAGUUGGUUGUAGCCAUUUUUCCUAGCUUGGUGCUGCUUCUGGACCAGAUCAGCUGACUCUUAAGUCACCAGCAACACUGUUGCCUAAUUCAGGGAAUGCAGAAUUAUCCACUUUCCUUUAAUGGAAAGGAUCCUCACCCUCUCAAUUGUAAGUCCUCUAAUGCGUUGAACUUUCACAGGUGCAUGUAUAAUAAAAAAGUGCAAAGUAUCCUCUUGUGCCCUUGAAAAGAACUGGGAGCUGCGAUCAUGGCUGACUGUGACUGUUUCUGCUGCUCCAUUGUAUUUUUCUCUCUUGGGUGAAAACACUAAGGCUAUAGGCAGACAUUGUCUUCCCAGCACUCCUUCCCAGAAACUGCUGCUGCUUGAGAUGUGCUUGUUUGAGUACAUCCUCAGCCUGGCUCAAAGCCAGGCGUAUUAACUUUAAGAUGUUCCAUAGUAGAUCUUUUGAUAAUCUGGUAUUUUGAGGCAAAAAGAGUGAUAAUGAACCUCUCCUACCAGCACAUCUGGAUUCAGCAAAGGGUGGGUGUCCUGAGCUGAAGUUACCUUACAGUGGUAACUCCUGGUGUCAGAGUGUUUGGUUUCUAGGACAGAAGUAUAUGUAUGAAGACAAACUUCUGCAGUAUAAAAGUUUUUGUCUUCUAAAUAUAAAAAUGAGUUGAUUAAUUUUGGAAAAUGGAUGGUUGUAUUUAGAAUUAUCUAAGACCUAGAGUGGAUUGACUUUUAUACUUAGUUUUGAAAGAGGAGUCCUACACGUCAUUUUGUCAUAAUAGCCUUAAAUUUCAGUGAAAGCAACCUUCUGUGCUUUUGAAAAGUGCAGCAGACAGCAAUUGUGAGAGGAAGGGGAAGGAAGAGGAGCUUUUAAAUAUUCUUCAGAAUUUGUAAAGGUAAACAUAGAUCUCAAUCAAGCUUAAGCUAUAUUCUCACUGAUUCUGUAAUCUCAGUGUACUGUGAUACCUAUUUUGCUACCGAAUCACUUCCUUACCCCAACCACCUUCCCUGAUCAUGUCAAAAGAGAAGUUACUCCUUUUUGCCUUAGUUGCACUUACCCUGUUGUCUUCCAGUUGCUGUGUUGCUCUGGCUGUGUUUACACACCUCGGAUGUGCCAUCCGGGCAAAAUGUCUUACCACAAAGUUUGUCUUCUAUGAAAAUGGAAAUCAAAUUACAUGCUUCCAUGCCCCGUUCUCUGCCCCAGCUCCUGUAGGCUGGCGUGAGACGAACCAAACCUGACGUUCAGGGAGCCGCAGAGUCUGGAGCUGUGGGACGGCUUGCUCUCUGGGAACAGCCUAAAAUAUGCUGCUUGUAGUGGCAUCCUCUGUGACUAAGUCCGCCUGAAGGUAAUACCGCUGUAAACCUGGUGUAAUGCUUUUUUGACUUUUAACAUGGUUUGGAGAGGAGUACUUGACGCCAUGGAACUUGGGGCUAGAUUAUUUUUUUUUUUAGCUAACUUAUUUUACUGUACUAUCAUAAAAGAUAAAAAUAAAAUAUGGAAAGUU
Athene cunicularia (burrowing owl) is the source of this 3988-nucleotide messenger RNA. It is a transcript of the gene BAG1, whose product is annotated as BCL2 associated athanogene 1. The coding region runs from base 1 to 690 and encodes 229 amino acids. Gene Ontology annotation, molecular function: protein-folding chaperone binding; adenyl-nucleotide exchange factor activity. Gene Ontology annotation, biological process: protein stabilization. The record is from RefSeq and is a predicted model, not a curated record. Lineage: Eukaryota; Metazoa; Chordata; Aves; Strigiformes; Strigidae. Gene Ontology annotation, cellular component: cytosol; nucleus; membrane. The transcript is spliced from 7 exons.